Molecule: messenger RNA, 5090 nt
Organism: Colossoma macropomum (tambaqui)
Lineage: Eukaryota; Metazoa; Chordata; Actinopteri; Characiformes; Serrasalmidae
Product: flavin-containing monooxygenase FMO GS-OX-like 4
Exons: 8
Coding region: 556-1875 (439 amino acids)
Molecular function (GO): NADP binding; flavin adenine dinucleotide binding; N,N-dimethylaniline monooxygenase activity
Source: RefSeq, a predicted model, not a curated record
AAGGAUAAAAAAUACAGAGAUAACAUGAAGUAGGGAGCAGACGACAAAAUACAGUCAGCGACGCGAGCGGCCAUUGGACGAAAGUUUGUGAGGUUGCGGUUUGGGAGCUCUAUUGGAGGAGUAACGCUGUGGGGUCUGUAGGAGGAGGAAGAGGAAGAGAGAGAGCCAAUUGUCGAGCUGCAGCAGUGCCACAGUAGUGAGCUUUGGGAUUGUUUGGGCUACUUUAGAAGAAACGAGUCGUGCACUGACCGCUGCAUUUUCAAAGAUAGCGUUUUCUUAUGUCACGACUGAUUAAUGAGCGUUAUAUGAACGGCAUUGGGCUGUUUUAAUCUCGCUAAACCGUGUGCUGACACAACACAGAUAUUAAAGGAGCAAAGUUCGCGUUAGUGACACAUUAGCCGACUAAGACACAGUGGAAAUGUGACCUGUUACGUUUUGCAGACACUCCAAAAUGGCGAAUAGUGCAGCAAAUGCAGCCUUAUCUCCUGUAGACUAGACUCGUGUCCGUUUCUGCACUGAAGUCUCAGCGUUUCCCAUCCUGACUCGUGAGGAAAGAUGGGGAGGCUCCGCGUGGCAGUGGUGGGCGCAGGAGCUGCAGGCCUGUGUGCGGCCCGACACAUUUUGUCUCGACCCAAUACGUUUGACCCCCCGGUGGUGUACGAGCUGACUGACCACGUGGGUGGUACGUGGUUCUAUGAGGAACGCGUGGGCACUUAUGACAAUGGCCUCCCUGUUCAAAGCAGCAUGUACAGAGACCUCAGAACCAACCUGCCUAAGGAGGUUAUGAUGUUCCCUGAUUUUCCCUUCGACUCCCACUUGCCCUCAUUUCUGUCCCACCAGGAUGUUCAGCAGUAUUUGGAGAGAUACUGCGAGAGUCAUGCCAUUACACCACAUAUAAAGUUCAACACCGUGGUGGAAGAGGUGAAGCCCAUCUCCAUGGAGACGGAGGAGGGGGGAGCUGUGACGUGGGAGGUAAUUUCGCGUGGCACGUACGGAGGGCACAGCACACAGACAUUCGACUCGGUGUUCAUCUGCAGUGGACAUUACUCUGUGCCCCACCUGCCCUCCAUUCCAGGAAUGGAGCAUUUUAAAGGAAAGGUGAUGCACAGCCACUCUUAUCGCUGCCCAGAACCGUUCGCCCAUCAAUCUGUUGUGGUUCUGGGUGCUGGAGCAUCUGGAGUUGAUAUCUCAUUCGAACUGGCUCAAGCUAAAGCUAAGGUGACCCUGAGCCAUAAUAAGCCAGCUCUGCAGUUCUCUUUGCCCCCGCAAAUCCAGCUGGUAGCCCCUGUGGUGAAGGUCUUGGAAGAUGGCUCUUUGCUGUUCCAGGAUGGAUCAGUGGCCCAAGCUCAAGUUCUUCUACUUUGUACUGGAUACAGUUACCACUUCCCAUUCCUCUGCCCCAAACAGCUUGGCCUGGAGGUAGAGCACCACCUGGUGGCUCCUCUGUACAAGUACCUUCUGCCUCCCACCUUCCCCUCACUCUUUUUUUUAGGCAUCUGCAAAAUGAUCUGCCCUUUUCCUCACUUUCAUUGUCAGGUCCUGUAUGCACUUGCAGUUCUUGAGGGCACAGUUCAGCUGCCUUCACGUGAAGUGAUGGAAGAAGAGGCUGAAAGAGAGAGAACGAGGAAGACACAGAUGGGUGUUCAAGCGAAACACCUUCUGAAAAUGGACUCCGAGCAGUGGGUUUACUACCAAGAUCUGGCGACUACAGCAGGAUUCUCACCUCCACAGCCGGUUAUACAGAGUCUUUAUGAAGAAGUAGGGAGACAGCGCCAGGCGAAGCCUCAGGCUUACAAACAAAUUAACUACAGACUUGUUGAUGCCACACAGUGGCAGCUUCUGGAAGCACCAUCUGUACCGACAGAUAAGGUCUAGUGUUAGUUGUAGGACCAAUGGAAAGUGAUUCUAGGACCUUGUUUCAGUACUUUUUGAACAUGCCCUCACCAACUUUGACUCACCACAUGGAAGUGCGUCAGAUCUACCUUAAAAAAGUGGCCCCACACAGUACAAAUGGAAGAGAAGAGCAAAUUUUGUUUUUUAAUUGGAAUGCACUUGCCUUCGACUAGGUUAGCAUUAAUGUGCUGAUCAGCUAGGUAUUUUUCGAACAUAUCAUAAAAAAAAACGAUAAAUACUUGUUAACCAUAUAGGCUUUAGCUAUAAGUAGCAGAUAAGUUGUAUUAACAGUCAGGGGUCUCAGGAGUAGUUUGCAACCUAAAGCCAAGCAAAUCAAAUGUUAUGCUUUUGAAAUCUUAAGCAUUUUAGCAUACUGUACUGCUAUAGCUUGUAAACAGCUUUGUCUGCCUUUAUUUUUGAUUUGAGAAGGAAGGUGCAUCCGGUCUCAGUGACUUCUGGGCAAGUUCUCCUGCAAAGCUGACAAUCAUGUUCACCCCCCCCCCACCUCCCCCCCGGGGGGCUCAACUAAUAAAAUUACACUUGAGCUAAUAGAGUAAUGGAACAGCUCUUAAGAUGGCAUCAGGGACUCCUUUGAGGGGAAAUGGUGAGGCAAAGAGGACAAGGGCUUGUUAAAAACAGUAUUGAAACAGGCAGUAGCUGUUCAAUCGAUGUUACUAACUUUGUCCUGACCUUUCCAGUAUCCACUGGAUUAUAGUCUGCUUUUUUAGAGGUGCUGUCACAUUAAACGUGACAUUUAACAUUCUAAAUUGUACCAAGAAGUACACUACCACAAGGAAGAAAACCAUGAAUAAGAUGAAUAGUAAAUGUCUCUGCAAAUCCCACAAGAAUAGGUGCAUAGUUCAGUAAAGAUAAUUCUUUUACUGAUGCAAACGAAUAGGACACUAAAACAGUGCAUAAAUUACAAGAGUCUUAACAUUAUUAAUGCAAAUGGAUUGUAAUAUUCUGAAUGGAGUCUUGCACAUUUCUGCAAAUGAGCCUAAUCACUUGUGUGUUUUUUUUUACGAAAAAGAAAAAAAUCUAUAAUAAUAGUAUUAGAAACUAUACAAUUUCCAUAGUGCUACUUGUAUAGUAAUCUCUAAAAUAUUUUCACCUUCUAUAAUACUCAGUUCAUAAAAUUCCAUCCCUGCUAGAUCUGCCCUGUAAGUGCUAUUAUUGUGCAUUGGAAACAUCUAGGAGCAACAGCUCAGCCACAAAGUGGUAGGCACAGAGGGGGUGCUGCCAAGUGCUGAAGCACAUAGUGAGUAAAAAUCACUUAUCCUCGGUUACAUCACUUACUACAGAGUUCCAAACUGCCUCUAAUAUCAGCAUAAGGUCUGUGUGUCGGAGGCUUUAUGACACACAAGCCUAAAAUCACUAUGCACAAUGCCAAGUGUCAGCUGGUGUGGUGUAAAGCACAUCGCCUCUGGACUCUGGAGCAGUAGAAACACAUUCUCUAGAGUGAUGGACCACGCUUCACUAUCUGGCAGCCUGACGGACAAAUCUGGGUUUGGUUAAUGAUAGGAGAACACCAUGAAUCAGAAUGCAUAUUCUGCUACAGCAUGCAGACACAUUGUAGACAAUUAUAUGAUUCCAGCUUUGUGGCAAUAGUUUGGGGAAGACCAAUGCCCCAUGCACAGAGCAAGUUCACAAAGACAUGGUUUGACGAGUUUGGUGUGGAGGAACUCCAAUGGUCUGCACAGACCCCUGACCUCAUCCCCACUGAACACCUUUGGGAUCAGUUGGAACAUGGAUUGGGAGCCAUGUCAUCUUGUCUAACAUCAGUGCCUGACAAAUGCUCUUUUGACUAAAUGGGUGCAAAUUUGCACAGAUACACUCCAAAAUCUUAUAAAAAGCCUUCUCAAUUGAGCAGAGGUUACAGACACAAACAGGGGCUAACCCCAUAUUAAUCCCCAUGGUUUUUGGAAUAGAAAGUCAUAUGGAAAAGAAGGUCAUAUGGGGUGUGGUCAGUUGUCCACAUACUUUUGAUCAUGUAGUGUAUCUUAAGUCUGUAUUACUUGUGUAGUAUCUUGGGAUAAACUACAGUAGUCUUCCAAACUACUAAGCUUCUAGGAAUGCUGUAGAAAUUCCUGUAGUAUUACUAUAGAUCUUUUUCAUAAGGGUCAUUUUAUAUGUAUUUACACUUAAUGAUUUGGGAUUAGCUAAGAAACCAAUACAGAAUAAAAACACAGAAAUUAAUGUUAUGUGCAUUAAUUCAAUUCAGCUACUUUGUCUGGUCUCAGGCUGAGCAUCGUAAGGCCAGGAAACACUAAACGCUAGAAGCAGUAUAAGCAGUUGCUUAGGGCCCCUGAGCCACCAUGGGGCCCUGGAUAUGUAGUUUUUACAAAUUAUAUUUAAAAAGCUAUUUAUCUGUGCAAUUAGCAUUAUAUUGGUCCCAAAAAACACUUAUGUCCAAAUAAAUACAAAAAACAUUGAUACAAUAAAUUGUGAUUUAACAAUUGUAUGCAAAAGCUCAGGUGCUCCUGGUAAAAUUACGUUUUGUUGAUUUUCUGACUGAAAAUAAGUACACAUCCUCCACAGAGAGCACACUUCAGCACAUUUUAGGAGCACAAUUACUGAUUAUUUGCUGACUUUAACAUAUUGGGGGGGGACGGGCAUAAAAUGUGGUCUGUGCAAAAGUUAUGGCACAUUUUAAAUAUAAUGUUUUUUUCAGUAUGUUAAACUAAUCAAAUAAAAAUAAAUUGUGCUGUAUUUAAGUUUGUGCCCUGUAGAGCAGCAGUGCUCAUGGAGUUAUUGAGUUAAACCGCCAGAUGCCCCUAAAAAACUUCAAUAUCUGGAUCAGGUGUGUUAGUUUAGGGUUGGAGCUAAGCUCUACAGGGUGGUAGAUCUCCAGGACCAGGAUUGGGCCCUCUUGCUGUAGAGGAUGUGUUAUUUUAUUUUCACUUAGAAAAUCAACAAAACAUUUGAUGAAGAAUAUUCACACUUUUGCAUACAACUGUAUGUAUGUCAGUGUAUUCAUGUAACCGCUUUCGAGCAUUUCCUCGAGGAAGUUAUUGUUUUAUUAUUUUAUUAUUACCAUCCAGCACCUGGUUUAGCUAAUCUUCAUUACAUUCAAUCAGAUGUGCUGCUGAUGGAUUUGAACAGAUCCAUGCGAUGACUGAGGGCAUUGAGGAGAAAUCAGGAAUCAAACCAGACUCUGUUCUUCUAAUCACUACAUAUAAACUACUUUUUGAAAAUGA